AAUAACUGACAAAUAAUACAGAGAACGAGGUGCGCACCCAUGUCCAUCACGGGGGACACAAAACUGCUGCUGCUGGUGCUGCUGCUACUGGCGGUGCAGUCUUUAGCAGAUCCAGACUCUGGAGAUUGGCAAUCAUCAUGUAAAUUGGGGCAGAGGUUCAAAAGCAUGAGGAAGUACUUGUACACAUACACAACUGAGAGCAGAAAUGGAGUGGUUGGAACGGCCAACCUCAAAAAUGGACCUAAAAUAACAUGCAAGGUUGAGCUUGACGUCAGGUCUGCGUGUUCCUUCAACCUGCACACGUCCGAGUGUCUCCUCAGUGAGGUGUCGGUCAUCGAUGCCCAGGGCCAGCCUGUCUACAGACAGGCUGCAGGAUCUGAGGCCUUCCAGGCUGCCAUGGAAAGGCAUGACCUCAGCUUCAUGGUAAAUUCAAUGACAGACAUAGAGUUGAGUACCACGCCUGAGGAACCAAGGAACAUCUUGAAUAUUAAACGGGGCAUCAUCUCUGCACUGCUUGCCCCAUCCAUGGACUCUCAGGACAACAAGAAGAUGGCAACCGUUCACGGGGUGUGCAAAACAGACGUGUCUGAACAUCCCCAUGAGGACAUGGACACAGAGGUCUUCGUGACCCGAGACCUGUUCCAGUGCUCCAGAUACUCUCCCCUUGUCCUUGACAGCAGCCCCCUGGCUCUCAUUCAAGGACUGCACACUCCUUUGUCCAUGCUGGUGAAAGGCUCGCAGGAGUGCACCUACCAGUUUGACAACAGGAGAAAACACAUGAAUUCGGUCCAGUGCACAGAGAAUCACAUUUUCAGACCUUUCUCACACCAUGACAAGUAUGGAAUUUCAUCGGUGGUUACCCAGACUCUGACUCUGGAGGACACCGCUAAAUCUAAGAAAAACGGAGGCGACCUUGGCCAUGAAUUUGUAUCUCUGUACUUCGAUAUGGGAGAAGACAAGCUCCCCGUGCAGAGCAAAGACGCCGUGCUGUCCACCCUGAGAGACCUGAGCGGGCUCGCCCCAGCGAUGGGCCAGCAGCGCGCCGGCCUCUUCCAUCGGCUGGUGGCUGAGAUGCGCGGCCUCCGCAAUGCAUCUCUGGAGGCCGCGGUGAAAGACGCCUUGGCCAUCUCCGCGCCGCUCACGUGGCAGGCGCUGGCUCAGUGUGGCACGCUGGAGUGCCGCGUUGCCAUGCUCAUCGAGCUCCAAGAAAGCAACUUGUCGGGGGAUCUGACCGACGCCCUCGUGUACGCCAUGUAUUUGGUCAUUGAUACGACGUCUGGAGAAGAGGUGCGGGAACUUAACAGGCUGGCCUACAAAAGAAUCACCAGACCGCUUCUCUACGCCCUCGGCUUUGCUGUCAAGAAACUCCAGGAUACUUCUGAUUUCCCCUGGGACGUAGUUGAGUCUGUGCGAGCCAACCUGCUGGAUCUCCUGGGAGACUGUUCCGUUCAGGGGGAUACACCAUACCUGGUUAUGAGGGUCAUUGGUAUGAUAGGAUACCGAGUGCACGACAGUCAGACGGAAUCUGCUCUUCUGACCUGUAUGGAUCAGCCGGAAGCAACUCCUUUGGUGCAAAAGGCAGCUAUAGACGCCUUCAGGACCAUGGAAUUCCACGGUUCCGCUGAACCAAGAGUACGUCUGUUACAGGUGUACCAGGAUGGAAAUGCCCCAACCUGGAAGCGAUUGGCAGCGUAUCGCAUCAUGGCGAAGCAGGAGGAAAACCUGAACACCAUCAUCCAGUACCACGUGAACCAAGAACAGAACCCUGAGGUGAAGAGCUUUGUGGCCUCUCACUUAGCGAGCAUCUGGAGAUCCCAGCGAGAGGAUGAUGAUAUGCGAUAUCAGUUUAUCAACGCGGGCUACGUGGCCGAUCAAGAUGCACCUGGAAAAUCCAAACGAUUGUACCACCACCCGAUCCCUGAGCUUUUGGACCUGGAAAGCAUGGUGAUUAGGGAACCAAACUCCUGGCUGCCAGAGGAGGUCAUUUUUAAAGCAUUGUCUGGAGGUCAUGAUGCAGGGCAUUUGACUCAUGAAGGCUUUUUUGAGUUUGGCAUGCAAGGAGAGCAUCUUGACCCGCUCCUUGAUUCCUUAGUUGGUGAUGAUGGCCUGAUUCCAAAAUUCCUAGUUGCUGCCUUGAAGUGGGUGGGUGGUAUCGUAUCUCCUGAACUUAAAAGCCUCCUGGAGAAGUUGACUGCCGCCAUAGCAGGGAAUCGCAUGAAAAGACAGGCCCCCGAAGUUACCUUAAAGGAACUUAAGGAUAUCGUUGAGAAGUUCUUAAGCGAAAUUGAAACGGGUAACUCUCCCGAGGUUGUGGUAUACCUCAGGCUGUUUAUGGAGGAGCUUGGAUACAUUAGGGCCAGCGACCUCACACGCCUGCCUCAUACGAUCGCCAAGUACGGACGUCUGAUAUUCAUGAGCAUGCCGGCCCAGGCUAUGAAGUCAAUUCUCUCUGGCACUGAUAAUGAUUAUUUUGCUCACUACAUGUUCAUGGAUGAGAACAUGAUACUGCCAACCGGAUCAGGCCUUCCACUAAAGCUAUCGCUCUCAGGUGUUUUUGCCCCAGGAGCUAAAGGAGGCAUUUCUCUGUCACAAAAAAUGUUGUCUUUUGCGCCCUCUGCUGGCCUGGAGUUUGUCACCCAUAUGGGUGUUUACCUUCCUGAGUAUGUACCUGCUGGGAUAGAGAUGCAUACCAACAUGUACAGCGAGGGUGCUCUGGACGCCAAAGUCACGCUGGGAGACAAGCAGGUCAAGAUCUCCAUUCUGCCCCCUAAAGAAAAUGUUCAGCUUCUCAGUAUCAGCAAUAAGCUGCUCUCCAUCUCAUCAUCGCAGCCAAAGAUUGUGCCCUCCAUAAUGGAGGACAGGACGGACAUAACCGACUGCCAGCCGCUCAUCCCCGGGUUCAAGCUCUGCUCAAUCACACGCUACUCCAAUGGCAGCUCUAUACAAGAGACCUCCUACUUCCCUCUCACUGGAGAGAGCAGGUUUGCAUUUGAACUCAUGCCCGUGCCAGAGGAGGCAACAGCGUACUCAGCCACUGCCUCUUACCAACUGCUCCAGGAGGGCGAAGAGGAGUCCUUCGGGAGGGCAAAGAGGAGCUCAGGCGCACAGGAGGAUACUGUAACGAUAACUUUUGAAAUAGAGGGAUCUCCCUACUCUGAUGCCACCGCCACCUUGAAGUUCAACCGGGAUAAGAAGAUCUUCACCGCUGACUUCCAAGCACCUGACUUGGACUAUGAGGUUGGGAUCAGACUGGCUGCAGGCGAAAGCAAGGUGAAAGGGAAGAAGAUGAGAGGCUUCACCUUUGAUGUAACAAACAAGAACAUCCCACAGUUGUCUUUGGUUGGCCGGGCCAGGCUGGAGUCGUUAAAGGAUGCCAUGAUUCAGGUGGAGCUGGACAUUCCCUCUCUCAUCUCCAAGGCAACAGCCACAGCCUCUCUGAAGAAGGACAGCGGACUCACUGUACAGCUGGAGACCAAGGCUGACAUCCCAAAGACUUCCUCUGUGCAAGCACUCAUCCUUAGAUAUGAUGAAAAUAAGGUUGAAGUUGAGUUGAAAUCAGAGUUGAACUCAGACUUUGACCAACUUUUCCCCAACAUGGAGGGCAUACGAAACAAUGCCCAGAGAGCCAUCGAUGACAUGCUGGACCAGACAGUCCCCAAGACGGACAUGAAACUUCGCCACAUAGUGUCUAAAGGCUUUGAGGCAGUUAAUAUCUGGCUGGAUAAAGUGGCAGCAGACGUCCCCAGUCUAAGCAGCCUGAGAAGCAGAAGAAGUAUCCCAGAACUGCCAGCUGUUCCUGAGAAACUCUUUCUGAAAUGGGCAACCUUAUUCAGGUACCAGUUCAACAAAGACAAAAUGCAUAUUGAGGUACCACUUCUGCUUCUGCUUAAUGGAAUGAAUUUAGACCUUGGAAUUCCAGAUGAAAUCUCCAUUCCAGAAAUAGACUUGCCCGACAUAGGCCUGUAUAUUCCCAGCAACACCUACAGCAUCCCAUCAUUCAGCAUUCUCGACGUGGAGGAUAUCUCUUGGCCAUUGCUUGGACUGGCUGAGUUGUCCACAGAGAUAACCAGUAGCCUUUGUAGCUGGGAGGCUUCAGUCAUUGGUGGAAACAAUACCAUUGAUGUCCCGAGCCUCAUUGGCCAGUACAAGAUAAUGUCAGACUGCCUCCUACCCUUCCAGCUUGAAGGAACUGGAAUGAUACAAAGCAUGGACGGAAUAGACGACAACCCAAGUAUGUUCAAAUAUCUGGUAAACAAUUCACUGAGUAACAGCUUGCUGGAUGCCAGCUUCAGUAUUUCUGAAACUUUUACCUGGAAGGGUUGGUUGUUCCCUACGUAUACGGAUAGAUCCAAUUACAGACUUCAAGCAUCCAGCCCACUUGGAGUAUCUGUGUCUUUCCAUUCUUCCAGUCAGUCAGUGCUUGAUAUGAUGAAGGACAUUUUAAAGGGGGAUGGUGACAUGGAUGGAGACAUCAAAGUUGGCCCUCUUUACGCAAAACUUAAAUUCACCCACUCCUAUGAAUUUGAUGACGAUGAGGAUGCUAAGUAUGAAUCAAAUUUGAAUCUUGAUUCAUCAUUAAUUCAACUUCAAAACGUGAUCAAUGUAGAAGCGACGAACAUACUCCUUGUCCGAUCAAAAACUACCACAGCGAAUGACAUCUUUACGCACAUGCUGGAAAUGAAAUAUACGGACGAGGACGAGUGUUCAGCAUGUACUUUGAAGUCAGACGCAACAGCUAAGUUGGCUGGGAGUACGCUAAAUAACAAGAUUGACCUUGGCCUCACCUGUGAUGAUGCUGUAUAUCUAAAGGUGGAAACCGAAGCAGAUGAUGGACGUAAUAGGGCAUAUUCAGUCAUCACUGCAAAGGCGGAUGACAAUACCUUGUUGGAGACCAAUACGGACGGCACCGUGGUAUUUGAAUCCUGCCGUGGUUCCCUAAAAUCCAGCCUCAAUAUUGGCGACGCUGGUUUGUCAACAGGUGGUGUGGCAAGUUUGCAGUGCAGCCCGUUAGCAUUUGAAAAUACGUUCAAUGGUGGAAUAGACUCCGAUGGAGGCACAAUGUCCCUGAACUUAAAAGUGUCCGGACGUGACGACAGCACAGAAUUUCAAGUUGAGGGGAAAGCAACUCCUUCACAAGCCUCUCUCAACAGUUUCCUCAAGGGAAAUCUCUUUGACGCGGACAUACUCAAUACUAUGAAUGUGGGGUUGGAUAGAGAUGGCCUUGUCAUCUCUGACAGUAUGAAGGGGUCCCUGCAAAGUUUGAGGACAGAGAGUACUCAUUCCUUGUCAGCUACAUUUUGGACAUUGGCCCUCCGCUCCAAGACUGAUUGCUUUGUCUGCGAUGGCACAUCCUACAAUCAUGACAUCAAUGUGGCCCUUGAGCCAUUUGAUUCAAAAAUUACAUUUAAAAAUGACAUUAGACUGUAUGAUAAUGGCAUAAGCAACGAUGGAGAACUGCAUCUAGCACCAAUGAAGAUCGAUCUGACAGGCACGGUUGGUGCUUUUAGUGCUGAUGGUGACAGUGUCACGCAAAAUUGCAAUAUCCAUUAUGCGGACCUGGCUGGAGUCGUGCAGUGUCACUUCAAAGGUACAAUUUCAGAUGCAAAGUUUAGUCAUGAUGUUGACCUCAAGUAUGCAGGACUCCAAUCCAAAUUUAAAAGUGAGGCCCUGAUAGACACCAAAAUCCUGCGUCUUCAGAGCACUUUGCGAACGAUGGCAGAACCAUUCAGUCUUACCGUGGAUGGCAUCGUCAACAGCGACAGUGAGGUGCAUUUCUAUGGGAAGCACAAGGGUCAGCUGUACAGCAAGUUGCUGUUCAGAGCGGAGCCAUUUGGUAUUGCCCACUCCCACGACUGCAGAGCCUCCGCCAGUCAUGACAUGCCCUCAGGAUUAACCCACGAGACUCAGCUGGAGAAUAAACUCGAGGGCAUUUUGACACCAAGUGAGCAGAAGUGGCUUUGGAAGGUGAAGUCAAAAUUAAAUAAUCAUGCAUAUAAUCAGGACAUAAGCACAUACAACAAUGAUGAGAAGAUGGGGAUAGAGUUUGCAGGUGUGGUUUUCACCAACCUCUUGAACAAAGCUGGACCGUCGGCUUACUCUUUUGAAAAUGAAGAAUUCAGUUUGACUGCAUUUCUUAAAUAUGACAAGAAUAGUGAUUCUCAUAUAUUUUACCUGCCUUACGUUGAUGAUCUUCCCGCUUCUUUCGAACAGCUGAAGGCCUCUGUGGUGAAUAUCCUUCAAACAAUACAGCAGUAUAUUGACAGUUUAGAUGUUAAUAAUUUAUGCACUCAGUUCAAGGCAACUUUGGAAAGAAUCCCACAGGAUGUGGAAAAUUAUAUCAAGGAAUUGGACCUUGAAGGGAAAUUUCAGCAAGCCAAUGCUGAACUGGUAUCUUGGAUACAAAACUAUGCCAUCUCAGUGGAUGACCUGGAGACGACUGUGCAGAAUUUAAGAGAAGCUACCGAAACCAUUGUACUUGACAUAACUAGUAAAUUAAGAGACAUUGUCGCAAAUAUCAAAGACUUUUAUAGUGACAACUGGCAUGACAUUUUAAAGGGAUUUCUUUCUACAGUUGCAAAUGAUUUAGCAUAUUAUAACGACAAGUAUGGAUUUUCUAAUGCAAUCAUGAGGGCUAUUGAUGCCAUUGCAGACAUCAUCCAGCAAAUUGAUAUGGAAAAACUCAAAGAUAGCAGUUUUGCCUGGCUACAAGACCUUGACACAAACUAUGAAAUAAAAGACUGGCUACAGGAAAAAGUAAGUGAAAUAAAGCAAGCCUUGGAGAGUUUUGAUAUUUGGAAGUUAUCACGGGAUCUGGAGGACUACAUACAGUCAUUUGAUUUAAAUGAGCUUCUGGGACAAAUAACAGAUCAACUUCCAACGGAUGACAUUAAAAAUACACUUGAAACAAUGAAGGAUAUUCUUGUAAACUGGCUGGAUGAGUAUGACAUUGAUGGGAAAAUCAAUUCUGUUAUCACAAAAAUACAGGACCUCCUUCAACGCUAUGAAAUAGACAAGAAAUUUGAGAUGCUCUCCAAUGAAUUCAUCGAGCUAAUUAGAGAAUAUAACAUACAUGAAACUUUGCAAGAAAUUGUGGAUGAAUUGAAAAAAAUUGAAUGUGAAUAUAUAUUCAACAGUUUCAUGCAAAUCCUUAAUGAUGUGAUCAAUCAGUUAAGCUCAAUUGACUUCAAGCAAAGUAUUCAAGAUCUCAAUGAGCAUAUUUCAACAACAGUCAAAGCAAUAGAGGACUUUGAUUAUAAAAUGCAGCUAGAUGACAUUAACAGUAAAAUCGGUGAGGUAAUAAAUUAUGUGAAUGAACAUAUCAAAACAUUGGAAAUUCCAGAGAAAAUUGAGGCUUCAAGAGAGUUUCUCAGAGGAAUCCAAUCAACGAUAUGGAAUUAUUUGGACCAGCUCAAAGAAACAAGAGUUGGAGAAUUGUUCACCAUGCUGAAGGAUGUCCUAGAAAAAACUGCUUACAAAGAUAUUCGAGACAAACUACAAGAUAUGUUGGCAGACAUGAGGCAAAGGGUCAGUGACAUGGAUGUCAACGCUGAGAUGAAGUUCUACCUGGAGAGGGCUAGUGAAUCUUACACUAACCUGCUAGACUACAUUAGCGUUCAGUUGACUAGAAUGAUUGAUGCAAUUCGUCAGGUGGCAAAAGAUCAAGAACUCCUUGACGAAAUCCAAAACUUUAUAAACAGCAUGAUGGAUGACCUCAAAACGGCAGAAAUUUCAAUUGAGUCAUUUGAUUUUCCACUGACAGAUCUCACAAUUCCAGAUAUAUCCAUUGCACUCCAUAACCUUCAAGCCAUUGAUAUUCCAUCCCGGAUUGAAAUCCCACAAUUUGAUGUUCUUAUAGUAUUUGAGGUACCGUCUAUCACCCUGGACUUUGAGGAGUGGAAACAGAAGAUAAUAGAAACAAUUGAUGAAAUUCGUGCAUUUGAACUUCCAAUUGUAGAGAUUGAUGCAAUUUUUGGAGAUCUUAGGGUGCUUUAUAUGUUUGACCUGCCAGAUCUUACCUUUCCAGAGUACGUCAUUUCAGAAAUAAAGAUCCCUGUUAUAACUUUACCAAAAUUAAACUGCCAGGAUUUUGAGAUCACAAAACUACCUAUUCCUGAAGUGAAACUGCCAGAGAUCCCAAGUGAUGUUCAGGUGCCGGCUUUUGGCAAAUUGUAUGGUGAGAUAAGGAUAAACUCACCUCACUACACGUUAGUCACUGAGGCUGCACUGGAGAACUCGACAACUGCAUCCAAAUCCCCACAGUUCACUGCCACUCUCACUUCUGAUGCCAAAUCCACCUUUAAGCUUUUAGAGUUCACCUUAGAUGGCACACUCCGUUUGGAAGCUCCAAGAAUGAAGAAGAUGGUCUUUAAAGAGACAUUGAAACUAUCACAUGUAUCUUUCCAAAUUGACCAUGAGGGUAAUCUGAUUUUCAGUGGACCAUCAGCUGAAGCAACAGCAAAGACCACAGCCAAAGCUACCAUGGCUGUCUACACUGCUGAUCUGGAAAAUACUGCUGAACUUUCCCUGAAGAAUGGAAUUUCAUUUUUAAUGAAUACAAACUACAACCACAACUUAAAUGUUCAAAAUUCCAGAUCCAAGAGAGAUUUAAUCAGUUUAGCCCGUGAUAUAUCAAGUCAGAUGACCAUGACACAAACAGCAAAAGCACAACUAGAAUCGGGAACUAUCACUUUGACUGUAGAGACAAUGGGAAGUGGGAAGGCGUCAGUGGAUGACUUUUCAGAUGAGGGUACACACAACAGCAAGUUGGAGUUCAAUGUAAAUAUUGGCACAGCAAAACUCACAUUCUCUGGUGAGACGAAGAGCAAAGCCCUUUCACUAAAGCAGGAUGUCAAUAUCGAAUCAGUCAGCAUGAGUGAUUUGACAGUUAGUGUGUUAGCUGAAACUGAAACGCCAUUCAUCAAAAGCAGUCAGAUGACUGUAAAAGGAAUUGCUGAGAUGGAGAACCUUAAAAUAGACCUGGCAGUGGAUCAUAAUGCUGAGCUAAUUGGUAAAGUUAGUGGCACUAUUUCCAAUUCUCUGGAGUUUUUGGCAAAGCCAUUUGAGAUAGUCUUGGAUUGUAAAAACAAAGCAAAUACCAAAAUCCAGUUCCCCUUGAAACUGACAGGAAAACUGGACCUCCAGAAUGAUUACGGGUUCAUCCUGAAUUCAGAGAAGCAACGAGUAUGUUUGGUUGGACUAGCUCGCUUCAAUCAGUACAAAUAUAACCACAACUUCACCUUGGACAACAACCCAGAUGAUAUGGGCAUAUAUGGAGAGAUGAAUAGUGAGGCAAACCUUGACUUUUUGACUGUGCCUGUUACAAUCCCUGAAAUGACUUUGCCAUACUUUGAGGUUAAAACACCAAUGGUAGCAGAAUUUUCACUGUGGGAAGACGCUGGGCUCAAUCAUCUUCUAACUACACCACGCCAAUCAUUUGCCAUGGAUUUGAAAUUGCAGUAUCAAAAAAACCCUGACACACAUGCCCUCUACUUUGACCUUGCACCUGUAUACAGCAUGAUUCAAAAUGAGGCUCAGUUUCUACGAGAAAACUUUGAAGUAGGAAGAAACUGGGUUUUUGAAAAUCUCAUGAGCUCCUACAAUCAAGCUAAGUCACAGUAUGAAAAAUUCCAAAUUGACACAUCCAGUCAACCUCCAAAAUACUUCAGAAUUCCUGGAUACACUAUUCCUGUCCUGAACAUCCAAGUGUCAGCGUUCAGCGCCGAAAUGCCUGCAUUUAGUUACCUCAUCCCCAAAGAAGUCAGCACACCCAGUUUUAAGGUGCCAGCUUUGGGCUUCUCAGUUCCCUCCUAUACUCUUGUUCUGCCCUCCUUGCAACUUCCCGUCUUGCAUGUUCCAGAAACACUGGCACAGCUGACUCUUCCAGAUUUACUAUUGCCAGAGGUCCAGAACAGCAUCCUGAUACCAGCCAUGGGAAACACGACCCUGGACUUCUCCUUUAAGUCAGCCGUAAUCACUUUAAUUGCCAGUGGUGGACUCUAUAAUCAAUCCGACAUUGUGGCCAAAUUAGAAGUUACCUCUACCUCAGUGUUUGAUAUUCUGAAAAGCAAAUUCGAAGGCACAACAAGCCUUGCAAUGGACAGAGGUAAGCUGGCAACAUCUAUGACUCUGGAGCACAUCAAAUUUGAAGGAAAGCAUGAAAGCUCUUUAAGCUGCACUUCAUCUUUGGAAGUAAACUCUGCCACUUUUGCUAAAGUUAACUUGCCCAUUCUGACUUUAGAGGCGGAUCACAAUUUGAAUGUAUAUUCUCACGGCUCACCUAAUUUUGUCUCUGAACUGAAAGGUAACCACAACUUUAACAUCCCCUACAUCAAUGCAGUUGGAAAUGGGGACUUUGGACAGAAAGUGAAUGUUGCGGUGUCAGGCAUAUUUAUGUCUUUAACCAACCAAAUAGCAGGAAAGAUCACUGGAUCUGUGAUGGAUACCGGAAACUUUGAAGGAGGUCUUCAACAUGAAGCUGAUAUUUACAUUAAGCAUAGCGGUGUUAGGUCCAAAUUAGGAACAUUAGUGAAAACUAAAAUUGACCAAGACAACAUCAGCAUUUUAAAUAUCGAGGUGAAUGAGGACUUUGCACUAGAAGCAUCUCUGCGUCGUGUUUACAGUGUAAUGACAUGCACGUGUACAAACAAGGCCAACAUUGCCUCAUUCAGCACGAAUGGCGAUCUCUCUGCCAAGGUCACUCUUGAGAUGGUUCCCCUUACAACGGUACUGAUUGAUAUGGACUUAGAUAUCGUUCAGCCAAGCAAUAUUGGUGAUGCUGAAAUAGUCCAGAAAAUAGAUCUUGACAUCACAGCAGAAAAGCAAUCAUUGAAAUGGUCUGGGCGAGAGCAAAUCAUUUCCAUUGUCCAUGCAUGCGACCUUGUGCUUUCCAAUGAUAAGGAGGAGGCCCGUAUAGAGGCAACACAGUCCUGGGAAGCACACCUUGCUUUCCUGCAAUCCAUCAAGUUGCCAGUUUAUCAGAAAACUCUGUGGGAUGUCCUGAAGUUUGACCAGGUCACCAGCGUUGAACAGCGUCAAUUCUUCAACGCCUCCACCUCUGUUGUCUACACCAAGAGUGCAGAUGGGUUCAUGUAUGGCUAUAGGGAUGUCAUACGUGACCUCUAUAACAUCAAUCAAAUCCUGGAGUAUCUAAAUCUUGAGGAGUAUUUUGAAAUUCCAUACACAUUCUUCAUUCCAUCUUUUGGGAUGGAAGUUGACCUGAGGAAAAUAGAAGAAAUCCCUGAUUCCCUAACCACUCCGGAAAUUAACUUGCCCGGUCCUCCUGAAGUGAACAUUCCAAGUCUUGAGAUUGUCACCAAGCAUCACCUGGGUAACAGGUCUCAUAUUUAUGUUAAAAUCCCAGCGUUUGAAAUCACCAUUUCGCAAAUAAGGUUACCACAGGUAUUUUAUGAUGUAUGGCAUGCCCUGCCAGCCUGCGGCGUGCCCCUGGUGGAGAUCCCCAAGAUGUCUCUGGAAAUGCCAGAAAUUUCCUUCAAUAUACCAACCAGCAUACUGAUCCCGGUGGUUGGAAGUCUUUCAACAACAGUAAAGGUAGCUUCUCCAAUAUACACCGAAACAUGGACUACGGUGGCUAAAUUCCAUUACCCUGAGCAGUCUUACGCUGAGCUGGUGACCUCUCUCAGGGCCAGCUGCACCUCAACAAUGACCUUCCUAGAGUAUAACUUGGAUGCUAAAGCGACGUGGCAGUAUUAUGACGGCCUGAGCAUAAAUGGUGUAUGCAAGCUGACCCACAGUGAUUUCAAUAUUGACUGGCAGCACACACUAACACAGAAUACAAGGGUAAAGCGUCAAGACUCACAGGACGUGAGCUCUCGUCAUACGCUGUAUGUGGACAUCACAAGCCCAACAUUCGUCGACGUCAGCUGUCGAUAUGCAUCCCACAAAAAUGGAAUCACUGCAUCCGUCUCCUCCCCCUCUGCCGGCUUCAUGGGAAUCCAGCUUCAAAGGCGUUCACCUUCACAAUACUAUGGGAAAGUCUUUGGUCGUUACCCGUCCUCUCCUGACAAGGACACAGAUAUGGUCACUGUGAAAGCCACCCUUAGAAACUCCGAAAAGUUGAGUCUGCAGGUCGCCUGGAACUGGAACACUGUCAGCGACAUCCUGUACGGGGUGAAGCAGAACACGCCAGGCAUCGUCACCUCCCUGAAGAGGUGUGUCAACAAGUACCACACGGCUCACUUUGGCAUGGAUCUGAACCGGGCCUCUCUGAAGCUGAAGAACAGCCUGUCCAACACCAUCGAGAGGACCUACCACGAGGCGCCGCAGAUCCUCAACUCCAUGCAGAACUCCCUGGAAGAGCUCAGCCAGCAGACCAGAGAGGCGUACAAGAGGGCCGCCGACCAGAUCCCUUACGUGGACCUCCAGGAGAUGAGGAACAGGUUCUCGGACAGAGCCAGGGAGGUGUACGAGAACUACGAGAAAACCGCCCGUGUCCUCAUUGACGCCUCACUGCAGUUCCUCAGAGAGACCAAGUUCCACCUGCCGGGACUGGAGGAGAAGCUCAGCGGGCAGGAGCUGUACCACCGGGUUCGAAUCUAUGUGUCAGACGCCAUAACAGAGGCCACCAAUGCUUUCAUUAGAUUAAUGGAAACCAUUUGCUCUUACAUUAGAAGUGUAGAGAUCACACUGCCAUUUGUUGACAAGGUCCUCCGGGGCCAAGAGAUCGUGGACAGCCUGCCCACCGUGGACACGGUAGAGCAGAGUGUCAAAGACGCCCUAGAUAGGUGGGAGAACCUGAGGCUGCAGUCCUUGUUACAUAGUGUGAAUGAUUUCCUGAGGCACCUCAUCAUGACAAUCGAGGAAGCCCUGACUUCUCUGCAGAGCGUACAGCUGGAGGACUUCAUAGUUCAGCUCAAGAACAGCAUUGAGGAAGCAGGCAAUGUGCCAGCCAUUGAGGAAAUCAAAUUGCAGAUCAUAGAUGCCAAGAAGCAUGUGGGCACUUACAAAGAUGUGGCUAAAAUGAAGGUUCAGGAUGUGUACAAUGAAUUCACUCUGGAGAACAUCAACCAAACGGUGGUGGACGCUCUUGAUGUGUUUGAGUCUCAUUUCUUAGGUGGGGCCAACGAGUUUCACGAUCUACUGCGACACCACACGCAGGAUGCAGAGCCCUAUAUUAAAAUUUACAACAAAAAAGCAGAAGUAGAAAUCCCCCUUCCCUUUUUCUGGAAGUCCUUUAAUGAUUGGCCAACUCAGACAAGGGAAUAAUCUUUCGUUUUAAUCUAUCAUCAUCAUUACUGUUACACGGACAGGAAGCAAAGCAACUAUUUCAGGACUACUGAGAUGGGACUUGUCCAAGAUUGCAUUGGAAACCAGAAAGUACAUGUUUUUGUUAUUUUUUAUUAAUAAAUAAAUCAAUCAAUAAAAUAUGAUACAGUGCUAAAUUAUUCUUAAUGACUCACAGUUGAGGAAAAAAAAAGAAAAGUUGUUUAAUUUCCAGACAGUCCUGGAGUGUAACUUCUUAAUUUUUAUGCUAAACUGAUAACUAUUAAAAAUAACUAUGUGGUAAUAAA
This is a messenger RNA of Engraulis encrasicolus (European anchovy), 13526 nucleotides long. RefSeq names its product apolipoprotein Ba (gene apoba). The record is from RefSeq and is a predicted model, not a curated record. Lineage: Eukaryota; Metazoa; Chordata; Actinopteri; Clupeiformes; Engraulidae. The transcript is spliced from 29 exons. Gene Ontology annotation, cellular component: very-low-density lipoprotein particle; mature chylomicron; low-density lipoprotein particle. Gene Ontology annotation, molecular function: low-density lipoprotein particle receptor binding; cholesterol transfer activity. Gene Ontology annotation, biological process: cholesterol transport; triglyceride mobilization; cholesterol homeostasis. The coding region runs from base 40 to 13221 and encodes 4393 amino acids.